AUCUUUGACUUCAGUGCUACACAGCAUAUGACACUAUCACACUAUUGGCUGAUGAACUAUAUGGCUAUCAAGCCUCAAGAAAUAAUAGCAGCAGAUAAGAAGAAGUUCAAAGCACUCAGAAAGGGUGACAUGUGUAUCACAAUUCCUAAUGGAAAGAAUCAGACAACAAAGGCUCUUGUU
Molecule: messenger RNA, 180 nt
Organism: Guyanagaster necrorhizus
Lineage: Eukaryota; Fungi; Basidiomycota; Agaricomycetes; Agaricales; Physalacriaceae
Exons: 1
Source: RefSeq, a predicted model, not a curated record